GGCCCCCCCCCCCCCCCCUGCUUACUGCCGUUCCGUAUCGUUCUUAUCGAGCUAGCGAGCGUAUUGGCAUGCGAUACCGUGCGGGAGCAAUGUCAUGCAACUGCUGUCAUCGGCGUCCACGCAUCACCCGAAGACGCCUCCUGGCUGCCGAGAGGCGGCGUUGAAAAAUCCAUAUGACGAACACUCGCAUUGCCCUCGUACUUCAUCCCGCGGGCUGGACAUGCGACAAUUCCCACGACAGCACCAUCACCGAUCGGAAUCUUCCCAUAAGAAGGAGAUGCUUGCAUUAGUCGGAUACACAUUAGUAUUAAGUGCGAUUGUACAAUUUUGGCCCGGAGAUCGAUCGGGUAGCAAAGAAAUGAGGAACACGUCAAAGGAAUGCCAAUGCUUCGUCAGCUCAGCUCCAUGCGAAAGAUCAUGCAGCCGCCGGAUGAGAUAAGGAAAUGGGAUUUCAACGAGGGUAUUUUUCACGAAUCACCAAUGCUCAAUGGGAGACCGUCCAGGGUCUGCUGUCGAGGGUGGCAUUGUGAUCGAACGUCGACGGGCCUCGACGAAAAAAUUCGCUCAGAAGUCGCUUGGCCUCGGCC
This is a messenger RNA of Dissoconium aciculare CBS 342.82, 587 nucleotides long. RefSeq lists its product as uncharacterized. The record is from RefSeq and is a predicted model, not a curated record. The transcript has a single exon. Lineage: Eukaryota; Fungi; Ascomycota; Dothideomycetes; Mycosphaerellales; Dissoconiaceae. Bases 95 to 439 code for a protein of 114 amino acids.